Drosophila albomicans is the source of this 1063-nucleotide messenger RNA. Its product is annotated as thioredoxin domain-containing protein. NCBI's taxonomy places the organism in Eukaryota, Metazoa, Arthropoda, Insecta, Diptera, Drosophilidae. The transcript has a single exon. Bases 71 to 982 code for a protein of 303 amino acids. The record is from RefSeq and is a predicted model, not a curated record.
CUAGCCAAUUUUAUUUACACACAACGUCGACGUCGGCAACAAGUGCAUUUAUUAUUUUCUUGGCUUCACAAUGUUUUUUUGCAAGCUAAUCCUAGUACUAUUCAUUGGAGUAAUUGCAAAUUGUAGCGCUAGCAUCGAACGCGUCGAUGACUCAGACUUGAUUCACAUUUUAACCGGCGAAGGCGACGUGGUGGCUUUGUUUACUAGGGCUACAAACUGCGGAGAGUGUGUGGAGUAUGAACGCGUUAUUGCCAAUGCCCAAGACGAGCUAAAGGAGACGCUUGGCGCUUCGGUUGUGCAAGCCCAUGACAGUAAUCUUAUACACAUUUACGAUCCGAGUCGGGAACCAGCUUUACUCUAUUUCCGACGUGGAAUUCCCAUACUAUACACUGGCGACAUUAAUGCCGAGGAGAUCUUGCACUUCUUCAGCGACAAUCGAGAGCCUGCCGUGAAGGAGCUAUCCGACGAGACGUUUGAGCAUUUGACACAGGCCUCAACAGGAGCGACAACUGGAGAUUGGUUCAUAUUCUUCAAUUCCGCUGAGUGUGUGCUCUGCCAGCGCUUGUAUGCGAUUUGGGAAUCUGUUGCCGGCAAGCUAAAGCGCAAGAUCAAUGUGGCUAGAGUGAAUGCCUUGGCUGCUGGAGUUUCCACAGCGAAACGUUUCAAUGUUGUGGAGACGCCAGAGUUCAUCUUGUUGCGCCAAGGCAAGCUGUAUCGAUAUACGCUAAAGGAGUUUACGCCCCAAGCAUUCAUCGAGUUUGCGGAGGGCGGUUUUGCAAAGACAUCGCAUCCGGAGCCUGUGCCGCCGAUAGCUGGUUUGAUGGACGAUAUCUCUCUUAAACAAAUUCUGGAACACGUCAGUAGUUAUGGCCCAUUGCCAUUGGCCAUUGUUGGCGGUCUAUCAUUGAUAAUACUCGUUUAUAUUCUUAAGUCUGUAUGCAAGUCAUCAGAAAAGCCGAAGAAAACAAAGAAAGAUAAAUAGCAUAGUUCGACUAAGAGUUGAAUCAAAAAAUGUAACUGUGAAUGCAUGUCAAGUUUUGUAAUAAAAUGCAAAUAAAAAAAU